Molecule: messenger RNA, 1465 nt
Organism: Eruca vesicaria subsp. sativa (arugula)
Lineage: Eukaryota; Viridiplantae; Streptophyta; Magnoliopsida; Brassicales; Brassicaceae
Source: the annotation of a GenBank genome assembly
CAGACAGACACAAAAAUGGCGACGGUACCUCUAUUCAGCCAAUUCCCAUGCAAAACCAUACUUCCAUCCUCUUCGAACUCUAAAACCCAACCAAAAUCUUCGAAUCUAGUGUCCGUAAAUUUGAUUAACCGGCGGUUGGAGACUGGAACAGCUGUUCACCGGUCGGAUUUCAAGGUCAGAGCUACGGACGUUAACGACGAGUGGGGUCCUGAUGCCUUAGAGAGAGGAUUGAAUGUAUCGGUUGCGGAGAAAGUAGCAGAAGAAGCCAUCGAAUCCGUGGAGGAGACGGAGGGGCUAAAGAGAUUGCUAGCGGAUUCUUUGUACGGAACAGAUCGAGGUCUUAGCGCAUCGAGCGAGACGAGAGCAGAGAUCAGUGAGCUCAUUACGCAGCUCGAGUCCAAGAACCCUAACCCAGCUCCCAACGAAGCUCUCUUUCUCCUCAGUGGCAAAUGGAUUCUCGCUUACACAUCGUUCGUUGGUCUGUUCCCGUUGCUCUCACGUAGAAUCUCACCGUUGGUCAAAGUGGAUGAGAUCUCACAAACCAUUGACUCCGACAGCUUCACCGUACAAAACUCUGUCCGGUUCGCUGGUCCCCUUGCCACGACGUCGUUUAGCACCAACGCUAAGUUCGAAGUCCAAAGUCCUAAACGCGUCCAGAUCAAGUUUGAGCAAGGUGUUAUCGGGACUCCUCAGCUAACAGAUUCAAUUGAAAUCCCCGAGUUCGUGGAGGUCCUUGGUCAGAAAAUCGAUCUCAACCCCAUUAGAGGAUUACUUACAUCUGUCCAGGACACGGCUUCUUCAGUGGCUAGAACCAUUUCAAGCCAACCACCGUUGAAAUUCUCUUUGCCUGCAGAGAGAGCGCAGUCGUGGCUGCUCACUACUUAUCUCGACAAAGACCUUCGGAUCUCAAGAGGCGAUGGCGGAAGCAUCUUUGUGCUUUUCAAAGAAGGCAGCUCUCUCUUAAAACCUUAAACAUUGUAUAGUAAAAUAUAUAGAACCAUGUCUGUAUUUAAAACCAUGUCUUGUAAGUGUUGUUGUUGGAGAGUUAUGAUGGUUUUUGUAUAUUCAGUGUUUAAAUGUUGGUUACUUUUUGCUUAUAAAGUUAUAAGUGGUGUCUGAUUCAGUCUUUUAUUAAUUAGAAAACUGGUUUGUUAGCAGAACAGGUCUCUUCUUUACAGAAGCAACUGAUGUGAGAGCACCGCAUCUCCAGACAAGAAAACUAUAUCUCAAAGACGGGUUUACCAGAAAGCUUGUUCUGAAUAAUAAUCAUGAGAGAAACGUAUCCUCAAGAACCAGUGAGAGAACAAUUCCCUAACUCAAACGUGAAGAGGAAACAAAAGUUUGCUCAACUAUCAGCAAGAUGAAGAAAAAAUGACACAAUCAGCAAGUGUGAAGAGGAACAAAAGUUUGCAUCAAGUUUGAGAAAACCAACCAAAACAUUCUUAAAAGGAGUGAAUGCAGCAGA